CUGAAUUUUCAUUUUACAAAGUAUAGUUUGAAAUUUGAUAUUAUAACAAAAGAUGUCUUCUCCUCCUCCAGCUCAAACCGGUGUUAGUUAUGGAGCUCUUAUAGUUAUUUCCCUUUUAGUUCCUCCUGUUGCAGUAUAUCUUACUUCUGGAUGUCAUAGUGAAUUAGGAUUUAAUAUUCUUUUAACAGCCUUGUUCCACCUUCCAGGAAUCAUUCAUGCAAUCUAUGUUGUUCAAAAAUAUGAAGAUAAAAGAAAAGCUAACCACUAUCAACAACCACCUCAACAAAAUUAUCAACAACCACCUCCUCAACAAGAUUAUCAUCAACCACCUCCUCAACACACAUCAUAUCAAGAUCACUAUGAUGAAAAGCCUGAUUAUCAUCAUGUUAAUUGAAUGAAUUCGUGCUUUUUUAUUUGGCUGGACCUACUCCUUGAUUUGGUUUCUGAUUUUUAUUUCUUAGUAUAUGCUAAACUGUUCUUGAAUUACAUAUUUAAAUCUCAAAUAUAUUUAUUUCUUAAAUUUAAAUAUCUAUACAAAUUGCAUGCUUCGGAAAAUACUGUAGAGCAAUUUACAUUGCUAUUUCUCAAUUCUGUAGACAAAUAUACCUCUACAAUGUUUCAUUCAACUUGUUAUCUUCAUAUGUUAUUAACUGGUCAAGUUGUGAUUCUUUGGAUUCUUCCAAGUGAACUUAAACUAUGUAAGGCAAGAAUUGUGCAUUAUUUUUUAAGAAUUAUUUUUUGCAACUGGCCAUCGCCUGGAUCCCAUCUCAAAAUUGAUUUCAAUUGAUGUAUAGAUCAAGUUUCCCACAAUUUAAAAAGUAAAUCUCUAUUGUAAGUAUUCGGAAUUCACAGUUUGUUUUCAUCUGAAGAUUGUAAAGCUAGAAGAAAUAGGUAAUUUUAACAGCAAAGUAUUCCCCUCUUUUCCUGUAAUCUUCUAAUUAAUUCUACAUACUACUACAUCAACAUUUGACAUUCUGAAAAUAAGACUACAGGCAAUAAGAGGUGAUCAAACACUC
This is a messenger RNA of Scheffersomyces coipomensis, 1016 nucleotides long. RefSeq lists its product as uncharacterized. The transcript has a single exon. Lineage: Eukaryota; Fungi; Ascomycota; Pichiomycetes; Serinales; Debaryomycetaceae. The record is from RefSeq and is a predicted model, not a curated record. The coding region runs from base 395 to 787 and encodes 130 amino acids.